Cryptococcus amylolentus CBS 6039 is the source of this 1333-nucleotide messenger RNA. RefSeq lists its product as hypothetical. The coding region runs from base 194 to 1333 and encodes 379 amino acids. The transcript is spliced from 5 exons. The record is from RefSeq and is a predicted model, not a curated record. Lineage: Eukaryota; Fungi; Basidiomycota; Tremellomycetes; Tremellales; Cryptococcaceae.
UCACACAAUCGCAAUACAAGCAACAUCACCGCUACCGUAAGCCCCAGCGCCACACCAAGAUCGUGUCAUACUUCCAGUUUCCUUCGAGACUCGACUCGAAACACGAAACCACUUGAAGAGCUCGCAUUGCAGUCGAAACACCCAACACAAGUCCGACACUUUUGAUAUACCAUAAACAAUCUAUCGGCCAGUGAUGUGUUCCAUCACCCCCGAGCUCUUUGCCCGCCUCCUCCCCGUUCACCACAUGAUUUUCGACUACCUCUCCCAAUCCUCUCCACACCUCAUCGCCCAGCUCAACAAGUCCUAUCAUCGCAAAACUCUCCCGAGUUUGUAUCGCGUCGUCCCGGUCAACCGCAAGUCCAUAGCGAUGUUUGAUAUGAACUCGACUCGCCUGGAUUCGCCGUUACCGUGCCCUGCCCAUCAUACAGAGGUGCUCCGAGUGGUCAACCUCGAGUCUGCCUUGCUGUUUGUAAACUAUCGUCUGGAGUAUAACGGGCAAGAUCCUUCUCCCAGAGACUUUCCCAUCAUACCUCUAGUCAAGCAGGUAGAGUUCUCAUUUGCGGUCUUCCAGGAAGACUUCUUCAGUCGAUUCUACAUCCGCAUGGUUAAUCUAUCCUGCCGAGAGAGAACACUCCAGAAUGAGCUUCGCCCCCAAAGCCAGCUCAAAGAGUUUCUCGUGCACAUCGACUGCAGCAGUGAAAAGGCAAAAAUCACGGAUUUCUAUCUAACUGUAGAAGGAAUUUCUCGGUAUCGGACCGCUGACUUCAACCAUGCCGAUACGUUGACCCUUGUCUUACAUGUCCCAGAGAACGGCCAGAUGGUCUUCCGGGGAGCCGACAUCGAUCGCCAAACCUUCUAUAAACUCCGAUUCAUGCUCCCGCCCAGACUCGAGACGAAAGAGGAAGGCUCUACUGGGUGUACGACUGGCGUCUCUGCUCCCUCGCCCGAGGUCCUCAAUGCUUUCGCAGCUCUUAUUGGCGACUUCGCUUUCCAUAUCCUCGUGGAUGAUGUGGGUAGUGAUCUCGAGGAGGUGGAAGAGUGGCAAUUGAUGGGGCUUGCCUUGGACACUUAUACCUUCGAAGUGUGCUGUCGAAGUGCGGGCGAGGUAAAGCAGCUUGCGAAGAGACACUUGCGGUCGAGGCAUCCUAGGCUAGCGGACCCUAAUCUUGAUUGGCCUGUGCGAUUCUUGGAGUUAGACAAGGAGACGGUUGAUGACUCCAUCCCGGCAACUCUUCAAGAGCAGAAGCUUCCCAUUCUCGUCAAGCAUCAGGAGUGCCCCGCUGGUCCGGCUUCGCGAUUGACAUACUUUCAGCUGUCUUUUAGACGUAUCUGA